AUGCUGGCCAGGAAGAAAUCGUUCACCAGUGCCAUCAUCGGGGCGCUGGUGGCGCUCUCCAUCAUCGCCCUGGUUCUCAGCCUGGUGAGGGUUGAAGAUGUGACGCUGCCUCCCACGGUCAAGUAUGGGAUGGUGUUUGAUGCGGGCUCAUCCCACACCUCUCUGUUCGUGUACCAGUGGGAUUCGGACAAGGAGAACGACACUGGAGUGGUCAGCCAGACCUUGUCCUGUGAUGUGCAGGGGCAAGGCAUAUCAAGCUAUGCCAACAAUCCCCCUGAAGCUGGCAAUUCCCUAAGGGAGUGCUUGGAUAAAGCCCUGCAGGUUAUUCCUGCUGAGAAGCAGAGGGAUGUCCCAGCUUAUCUUGGAGCCACGGCUGGCAUGAGGCUGCUGAGGGAACAGAACAGCUCAGCAACAGAGCAGGUCCUGGCUGAGGUUGCUAAAACCAUGCAGGAGUACCCUGUGGCUUUCAAAGGAGCUCGGAUCCUCACAGGAGAGGAGGAGGGGGCCUAUGGCUGGAUCACCAUCAACUACCUGCUGGACUCCUUCACCAAGUACUCUCCCAAGGCACACACCUGGCUUCAUCCGGAGGCAGCCAACAUUUUUGGGGCGCUGGAUCUUGGAGGAGCAUCCACUCAAAUCACCUUUAUGCCCAAAGGUUCAGUACUGAGCCAGAAUGAAGCCUCUGAGCUGACCCUGUAUGGGUACAGCUACAAGAUCUACACUCACAGCUACCUCUGCUACGGGCAGGACGAGAUGCUGAAGCGGCUGGCGAAGGAAUUGAUUGUGGAGUCGUUCCCCAGCACACGGGUCCAGCACCCCUGCUACCCCGAGGGCUACAAGGAGACCGUGUCGCUGUCCUCCCUCCGCGCCAGCCCCUGCACGGGCAGCGACCCGCGCCUGGCCCUGGGCGACAGCGCGGUCACCCUGGCGGGCCGGGGCAACGCCAGCGCCUGCCUGGCCGCCCUCAGGAGCCUCUUCAGCUUCUCGGCGUGUGGCCAGAGCCAGCCCUGCGCCUUCGACGGCGUCCCCCAGCCCCCGCUCCGGGGACAGUUCAUCGCCUUCUCUGCCUUCUACUAUAACUUCAAGUUCCUGAACCUGACGGAGGGGCAGCCGCUGGCCGCAGUCAGAGAGGCCAUUGAGGGGCUCUGCAGCAGGAGCUGGCAGGAUCUCUCUUCCAGCUACCCCACAGAGAAUCCCAAGCGACUGCCGAAAUACUGUGCCAACGCCAACUACAUCCUCACCCUCCUGCUCGAUGCCUACAAGUUCAACGAGACCAGCUGGAACAACAUCUGCUUCCAGAUGAAGGCUGGGGAUGCUGACGUGGGCUGGACGCUGGGGUACAUGCUGAACCUCACCAACAUGGUCCCGGCCGAGGCUCCAGCCAGGCUGAAGGGCCACAGGUCUUCCCUGUGGGCUGCAGCCAUCGCCUUCAUCAUCCUCACCCUCGUCUUGGGGCUUGCUGCCCUGCUCCUGCAGCUGUGGGUGUAG
Messenger RNA from Camarhynchus parvulus, 1488 nucleotides. RefSeq names its product ectonucleoside triphosphate diphosphohydrolase 8-like. NCBI's taxonomy places the organism in Eukaryota, Metazoa, Chordata, Aves, Passeriformes, Thraupidae. Gene Ontology annotation, cellular component: plasma membrane. The transcript has 9 exons. The coding region runs from base 1 to 1488 and encodes 495 amino acids. The record is from RefSeq and is a predicted model, not a curated record. Gene Ontology annotation, biological process: nucleoside diphosphate catabolic process. Gene Ontology annotation, molecular function: GDP phosphatase activity; UDP phosphatase activity.